AAACUAGACCAGGAAAUGCAAAGUUAAGAGUUUUUCCCGUUGAUGAGAGUUUCUGUUUCGAGAAACUCUUUUUCGGUUCAACCCGAGCCAACUCUUGAAUUAUAAAUAGAGCAGACCUACUUCUUCUGGUCGUCGACGACUUUCGUUCUUUUCCCUCCUCCUUUUCCGACUUUUUUUUCUCAUCACCUUUCCAUCUUAAUGAGCUUUUGUGUGUGUGUGUCGUCAAAGAAUGGGCACUUGUCCCGCUUAUUAUCCUUUGCCAUCACAUUCCAUUUGGCCUAGUCAUAUUCGUCAAGAAACUGAUCAUCGCCAUUUUCUUUUCAUUCACAAUAUUUUCUAGAAAAGAUACCCUGGUGGCCGAAAUUGACAACUUGUUUGAAGCAGAAGACGAUAAAAUAACAGCACGAAAAUGCGAGAAAAUGAAUUGGAAAGUGAAAAUCAUCGCACUCAUGCUUUUGAAUGGCGUUCAGACGACACGUGUCUUCUAUGCCUAAUUGAGAUUAUCCAAGCUGAUUCCAGUACUAGUUUGAGGAUCCAUCGCCGUUUCGCCCUGGCUACACUCAACCAUAGACUCAAUCCUGACGUCAUUCGACCGUCCCUGCAAGAAAGAAGCAGCAGCAGCCACAAGAAUGUAGCCAGAUUGUUGCAGAAAAAUCGCAAUGUUUCCUCACAAGUCCUCGACACACUGCUUGACAGUUUAAGUUUAAUUGACGUUGUUGAUUUGGCGAUUGAAGCAGUCUACCGACUCUAUCGUCACGUUCUACGAGAUGAAUUCGUCUUGGAUCAAGUGCUGACGCACUGUAUUCAGAAGAUUGGACAGAACCUGGACCAACCGGAAAAAUGGGUGCCUUAUCUGAGUGUCAUGCAGCGUCUUGCGCAUCUCAACCCAUCUGCCAUAGCAUUGGCCAUCAACCAAAACGCCAAGCUGAAAAACGAGAUGGUGGAACACUUGAGCGAUCACCUGACUGAGUUCGUCUCGUUACACGUCAUCGCCUUGCUGGAUCCCAUCGUCAGGAACGACGGAGAUGAAAUUUUCAUACGGCCAAGCAGACGGUCGAUCCUGAUGCUCCAAUUGGCUCGCCUACUCGAAACAGCUCAAUGCCAACAGUUAAUCUGCGCCGUUUUGGGUUUCGCUCUAAUGCUUUGGAUCAAAGAGGAUUUGCAACAGCUCGGUCAUCAGCAGGACAAUAGCGGCAUGCCGAAAAUUCAACAGCUGUUGCUAACCACGACCAACGGGCUGAAACGGAUCGUACUUCAGAGCCAACCAGACAUCCAGGUGGCUGCUUUACAGGUGCUGGAUGCCGUACUGCUCCAAUGUCGCCAGCUGACGGACGGAUCACGGAUGAUGGCCAUCUUGAUGGAACAACAAGAUGUGGCCGAAUUGAUAUACGAUGUCCUUUACAGCAACCAUCUGCCGUUAUUGGAGUUCGCUUUGCGUUGUUUGCAUCACUUGUCCCGCUGUCCGCUUUUCUUCCAGCAUCGAUGCGUCAUCUUGGGGGUGGAACCUUUGCUCCGAGUCAUUCCUCACCUGGCUAGCAGCAACGCCAGCGCGUUGAUCGUAGCCUACGCCGUCCACCUCCUCAGCGACAUGUUGUCCAAGUACGACGGAGAAGAGUCUCUUCUGCAGCGUUGCAUUUCUACGGAUCGCUUGAACGACGGAUUCUCCGCAGCUUGUCAAAUCGCUUGCAUGGCACUCAAUUCGUGUGCUGUUCAUCUGGAAACGGGCGGGGCUUGCUUGUUGGCCGCUCUGCUAGACAAGAAAAACUUGCCUGUUCCGAUCCCGGUGGAGCGCGUCAUGGAAUUGAUCCGAUCCUGUCUCCAUUCUUUGGCUCCUCCAGACAAAAAGUGGAAAAGUGAGACGGGCAGAAUCCAUCUGCAAGGAUUGAUCCAAAUGUUUUCUUCUGCCAUUGCAUUGAUUGGCUAUUUGACGGACGACCCUUGCACACGUUUGAGCUCGUACGCGUCCACCAACAGCGACCAAGUGACGUCGCAUCAAGAAUCGUUCGAUAAAUUGAUUGAUUUCGUUGUCACUUCGAUCGACCAGCUCAUUACUGCGUUCCAGCAAAUCGAUAUAGAUUCUCUUUGGUCUGAGCUGUUUCGCUUGCUGGCCCAAUUAGCGUCCAGCUCAGACGCUGGUGCCAUGUACGUCCAUGGUGCUUUGAAGGCCGGCUUCUUGUUGAAACGAUGCUGGACAGCGAGAGGAGGAUCAUCGGCAUUAGAAAAGGAAGCAGCCGAUGACCUGCUGACUUGGUUUCUGGUUGGCUCGCUCAACGGAAACCAGAAUCCUGGCUCGGCAUCGAUGCGUGCCACUCUUCGCGGCUUGGUGCGAUCCAUCCCGUCCAGCGUAGCGCAAUUGGGCGACUGGAUAUCGCACGGAGAUAAGAGGUCCCCGUUCGGCGCCAAGUGCUCCGCCCUCGUCCUGCUUUAUCAACUGGAACUAUGCGAGACAUCAAAAGACGUCAGAUUUGUCGGCGAGCAUUCGGAUGACAUCCUCGCGGCCAUUGCUGAUCUCAUGCUGACUCGUUCCCCUUGCGACAUGGACGAUCCCGAUCUUCUACGCUCCGUCUGGUUCCUUAUUGCUAGAUACAGUGAUGGAUGCGUCCACGAAGCGUCCAAGGCUUUUGUCCAUCUGGUGAAAUGGUUCCAGCCCAAUAGUUCGCUGCUGUUGCCCUGGCUCCGCCGCAUUUACACGCCCCAUCUGUGCUUGAUGCGAUGGGCCUUCGCCAUCAAAGAGAUCGCCGUCUACAUCGGCUCGUACAUGAUUCGCUUGUGGAUCGAUCGCGAUGAAGAUGCUAGACAAGCAGAAAGUCUUGUGGAACUGUGCUUGCAAAGGACCGACGACGUUUUACUCAUGAGCGUUUUCGAUUUGGCUUUUCACGAAGAUGCCAACGUCAGCUGCUGCGCCGUGACCGUCCUGGAGCGAGUGGCCGAUCGAAACGAGGCUAUGCGUGUGGCCAUUGGCCGUAUGAUCAAGUACAACAUUCCACGAUUCCUCCGGCUGACAGAUGUCGCUGACGACAAUUACAGUCGAUUGAUAGGAUCGUUGCGUUUGCUGUGUCGCUUGUCGUCAUCGAAUCAUCAAUGUUCAGGGCCGGCGGAUGCCGUCGUUUUGCGAGAUUCGAUUUCAUCUUGGAAAGAUCCGGCCAUCAUCGCAGCGUUGGUCUCGUUCCUGCCUCGCACCAUCCAAUUUGGUGAGCACCAGUUGAAAUUGGGCGCUAUGGAACUGUGGUCGUGGAGUUGCCGUUACCUGACGUCCGUCUUCACUAGAACAGAAACGGAUUUUUCUCUUCUGCUCAGCCAAAUUGUUCUGGAGAAACGUAACUUUCUCGAGUUUGUUGACGAUAUUUACCGUCGUGACGAGCUUCCAGUUUGGAAAAACGUGGUCCAGUUAGUUGCAGCCAUGGCCGCUUUUCAUCAUCUCCACUGCUCAAAGGUCGUUUCGCCCAUUCGCGUUUCCAUGGUCCGGCUUAGUAGGAAACUGACGGCCGGGCUGGUUGGCAGGGACGUCGAUGCUGACGAGACGUUAGACGUGAUCCUCGAGCUGCUCGCGUGGCUGCUCGACGGCCAUUCAAAGUCUCGUCUGGUUAUCGAUCCUUCGUUUGACGAUGACUCGCGCACAAUACAACACUGUUGCAGCCGAGAAAAGAACGCUUUGCUGGAACACUUGUGGGCCGUCUUGGUCAAUUGGACGGCGCGUGCUGGCGAUGCGUCGUCGACCCGCAAUCGCCUCUUGGCCUGUCUGACGCAACUGAUGCGCUCCUGUCAGCGAUCCUUGCCGCCCGCUCAGUUCGGCUUGUUGGCUUCACAGCCGUGGAAUUAUACGCUUGUGCUCGAUGCUCUCCGUUGCCCGUCUGGAGCAAGCCAAGAAGCCCUCGAGCUGGCCACCGCAUUGAUCCACUACUCCAAGACGACGACGACGAUGAAAUCUUGCGGAGCUCACCCGUGGUCCAUCCAACUGGAAGAAGCACUGAGUCGACAUCCGCCAUCACAUUAACGGAUUUUUGUUUUCUUUUUUCUUUUUGCGGGGGAUGAAGAUUACAGUGUCAUAAUUGUCACUUUUCAUCGCCUGUUCCAUUGCUCAUUCCGGAAUCUCCUAAUGUUUUUCGCGUGUCUUUUUAUGUUUUAGGCUCUUUGUAAAUGACCCUCUGCGGCGCAAGCGCGAGUAUAUGAAGGCGGCGGUUUACUCCCGAAAGGGAAGAAGAAAAGAGGAAGAAUAAAAGAAGAAGAAGAAGAGGAGAAAGGAAAAGGGAAAAUUUUACCGUUAGGUCGACCCUUUAAAAAAAAAAAAAAAAAGGAAAAAAUAAAAUGCAAGAGAGGGGAGGAGACAUGGAAGGGAGGAGCUUAUACAUGUUGAACACGCACCCCAAACGGACUGUUCCAGAGGAGUCGGAUGGCGAAACGGACGUGAAUCGGUAGUCGAGUGUGUUGCUGCCAAGCCUGACGGACGUGUGUUACUUUUUUUGUUGUGAAAAAAAAAAAAAAAUAGAAAAAACGUUGUGUUUCUUUUUAAUUUUGCCAUCACGUAAGGAUAUG
Molecule: messenger RNA, 4533 nt
Organism: Daphnia carinata
Lineage: Eukaryota; Metazoa; Arthropoda; Branchiopoda; Diplostraca; Daphniidae
Exons: 22
Coding region: 410-3994 (1194 amino acids)
Source: RefSeq, a predicted model, not a curated record